This is a messenger RNA of Salmo salar (Atlantic salmon), 4742 nucleotides long. Its product is annotated as TOX high mobility group box family member 4. Gene Ontology annotation, molecular function: chromatin DNA binding. Gene Ontology annotation, cellular component: nucleus. Gene Ontology annotation, biological process: regulation of transcription by RNA polymerase II. The record is from RefSeq and is a predicted model, not a curated record. NCBI's taxonomy places the organism in Eukaryota, Metazoa, Chordata, Actinopteri, Salmoniformes, Salmonidae.
AAAAAAAAUGUUUUUAUUGAAGAUUGAGUAUGAUUGUCUACUGAACGCCUUGAUAUUUUGUACCGUCUUUCCACUUUUAAUAGCCUUCUGUCUAUGCUAAGAAUUAGCCACGCCAGGUAGCUUGUUAACCAAAACUUCCCCAACAGUCAUUUUUGACACGACCAUCAUGCUUGUUGUCAUUUGUAAAGCUACUAAACCACUAUCACAGCUAUUAUCACACCAUGUUUUUACUAUGACAAUAUUUAGCUAAGUACAGUAGUUAUAGCCUCCCUGUAAACAAGGGUGUAUUAAUUACGCCUAUACUGUGGCAAAACUUUUUCGAAACCUAUUCAGUCUGUUGGUGUAGGUGGUUUCCAGUUUCCACUAUUAUCACACCAAUCCAUUCCUUAAUAAUCCACGAGGGGGUGUACAGUCCUCUUUUAGGACAAUGGUGACAUAAUUCCAGAUUGACCUAUAUCCCAAUUUCUUAGACAUGUUGGAUAGGUCUCAGCAGAGUUAUAUUUCGAUUUGACGAUCGACGUUCCAGCGAUAUUUUCAUCAAACUGUUUAAUGAGAGAAUCCUGUCUACUAUCUAGAGCGUCGAGAGAGAGAUGCUGUCUUACUCACUGGACAAUGGGUUAAACACCACAGUGUACAAUCGCAGCAGCAAGAUUGGUGACCUGUUGCCACAAGAAAAGGGCAAUUAUUUAACCUUGACCUAAAUACCUAUUUAUGUUUAUUCCCCCUUUUGUACUUUAACUAUUUGCACAUCAUUACAACACUGUAUAUAGACACAUGACAUUUGACAUUUAUUUUUAUUUUGGAACUUUUGUGAGUAAUGUUUACUGUACAUUUUUGUUUAUUUCACUUGCUUUUGCAAUGUUUACAUGUUUCCCAUGCUAAUGAAGCACUUUAAAUUGAAAUGUAUACUUUUGAGGAAAUGGAAAAUGUAUGCGUCGGCAGUGUGCCGCGCGGUGCAUUCUGGAACAAGGAGAGCGCUCCUUCAAUUAAUGAAUAGCAGUCAAUUGGGCACUAGCUCAAAAACCAAACAUUAGUAAUAAUUUCGUAAAGAGGUACAACAUUACAAAUCUUUUCCGAUAUACAAUAUAAAGAACUUGUUCUCUGUGAUAUCGUAUAACUUUGGAAUCGUAACAUUACGUACUUCCGAGGAAAAUAAGCAGGUUUCUUGACACCCUGAUUUUGAGAAGCGAUUGCGUGGCGAUUAGCUUUGCAGCGGUGUUGAUGCAGCAUGACAACGUGAACGCGAUUGGUCUACAGGCUGCUUGGUGUUGCGUUAUAAGUUUCUCAAUUCAUUGACCAAUGGGAUCCCUAUCUCCUUUUUCUAAUCUAUCUGCCUAAAAUUAGUGGUCGAGCUUGCUGAGUGGGGACCGAAUGAACCCUAGCAACGUGAUUUUGACACAUUGCCUUAUAGCUAGCUAAAUAUCAUACGGGCACAUUUAGGUUCUUAUGUGGAACAAAGAUGGUUACCAUAAUUAGUUAAAAACAGCAAACGUGAGUUAAAUCGUUAUGAUUCCCUGGAAGCUAGCGUUAGCAUUGUUGGCUAGCCUGCUUGCUAGUUAAGUACUUUAUUAAUUUCAUCAAAUACUCAAUUAGCUCUCUGAUAAUGCUGAACAAAUCCUUUACUUGCAAUGUAAUUUUGUAAAUCAAAGUUACCUAGCUAACAUUUUGUCAACUUAAAUAUAUUGAUGUACAGCUAGUGGUUAGCUAGCUAGCACACCAGUUAGAGGCGAUUGAUUCGUCUCGUUUGGCAUGAUGGUGCUCUCUAACUAGUUGGGAGUUCUUAUUAUAGCUCAGUGGCUAGGAGACUGCAUUACAAAGAGCUCACCACUCUUGGUGGUUAAAUUGCACAAUUUUGAUUGGUCUGUCACGAUGGAUCUUCAUUUUUACUCUGACCUCUCUGAUGGCACCGAUCAGAAUGCCGACCAGGAGUUCUUGGAAGCACAGGUUUAUAAUGGAUACGACCCAGUUAACAAGUUUCCGGGAGGCAGUGAUACUUACCUCACCAUCUCUGGGGCAGGUCAUCCUUUUCUCUCCUCUGAGCAGACAUUUCAUACCCCCAGUCUUGGAGAUGAGGUGUUUGAGAUUCCUCCCAUCUCCCUGGACCAGGACUCGGCCCUCAGUGUGGGGGACGAGGUGUCCCAUUUUGGGGAACUAUCGGGGGGAGCAGGGGGUCCUUCCGGGGCUGGAAGCCUGGCGAGGAAUGCUGUGGUGGGGGGCAAUGACCCCUCCUUUGCCUCCACCUAUGUGAACCCAAACUCUCAGGGCCUGGAGCACCUGAGUCUUAGGGUGAUGAGCCAGCCUGGAGGGGGGGCCCUGCUCAGCUCAACACUGGGGGUGGAACUUGGCCACUCCAUUGGCUCCCAUUUCAGCAGCUCCUCUCCAAUGACCAUUGAUGUCCCACUUGGUGACAUGAAUCAUGGCCUAUUGGGACACAAUCAGCUAACCACUAUUGACCAAUCAGAGUUGAGUGCCCAGCUUGGGCUUGGUCUUCAUGGCGGGAACAUUCUGUCCCGUUCCAAGUCACCUGACCAGCUCUCUGCCACGCCUUCUCCAGCAGGCUCCCUCCAGGAUGAUGACAUGGAUGACUUCAGGAAGAGUGUGCUGGUUGACUCUCCAAUGUCCCUGUCGGUCUCCCCUGCAAUUCUCUCCCACCUCUCCACCAUGCCGGGCUCUGCCCCCAUGCUCUCCUCCUCCAUCUCCCCUGCAUUAGUGAGGCGCGGCGGGGGAAAGCCGGCCAUGGUGGCCGCUACGGCAGGGCCUGGAGGAGGGAAGAAGGGAAAGAAGAAGAAAGACCCCAACGAGCCCCAGAAACCCGUCUCUGCGUACGCCCUGUUCUUCAGGGACACCCAGGCUGCCAUCAAGGGCCAGAACCCCAAUGCCACAUUUGGAGAGGUGUCCAAGAUCGUAGCCUCCAUGUGGGACAGCCUUGGGGAAGAGCAGAAACAGCCCUCCAUUGAGAUGAUGGACACGGCCUCUUCACCACCUCCAGUGCCUGAGCCAGUGAAUGUGGCCCUCCUGGCUCCCGCCCGCCCCUCCCGCCUCCCCCAGCACAACCCUGACCAGAAUACCAUCACCAACAUCUGCACCUCCAACAUCAUUCUGGACGUCCCCCAGGUCACCACACGCUCCCGCACAGGGGCUCACAAGCCCCUCACCCUGGGUCCCACCACCACAGCCACCCCGACCCUGAUCCCAAACAUCACAGCCACCCUGACCCCCACCAUCACCAAGAUCAUCAUCUCCAAACAGAUGCUCCAGGACGGGGCUCAGCUCCAGCAGAUCCCCACCUCCAUGGUGACUGUGCUCCCUGGCGGUGUGCGCACCCUGCUGCCCUCAGCCCCACGCCAGCCCCCACCUCUGCAGCAGAUGCAGCAUGCCCCUCCUCCCCCGCGGCUCCAGCAGAUGGUACACUCCCCAGCCCCGCCUCCCCUCCAGGCCAAGCCCAGAGGAAGUGCUGGACCUGGGCUUCCUGUGUCCAUCACCGCGACACCUCCCCCUCCACUACAGAUCACGAUAGUCCCUGCUUCUUUGCAAGCAGACGCAUCCUUGCCCAUUAUUGUUACGACAACAGCAACCGCCAACUCAAUUUGUGUCACCAAUUCCACUGUACCUACAUCUGCUUACUCCACCCCUACAGUGGCUCUGCAAUUGGCAAAAUCCACUGACUUGACGGCCAGUGCAGAUGAGGAUGCGGUUACGGAAGAGUUCACGUCAGGAGAGAUGGAAAUGGAGUUCAAUAUGUCUCCAGGUGCCACUGAUGUGGCUUCUGGCCCUCUGACUAUGUGUGUGCGCGCAGGAUGCACCAAUCCUGCAAUAGAGAGCACGGACUGGGACAAAGAGUACUGCAGCAAUGAAUGCGUCGCCACUCACUGCAGGGAUAUCUUCAUGGCCUGGUGCUCGAUCAGGAAUCACAACACCAUGGUUGUCAAGUAAAGACCAGCAUUACCCAGACAAAGGGAGAAAUGUGUCUUGUUGGGUGAUAACAGGCCUACGGUAGACUGAUUGGGGUGAGAGGAAAAGAUGGAGUUCGGAGGGGAAAAGCACACAGUGUACCACAAAGCGAUCCAUUGGAAAGAAUUUAUAAACAUUACACAUGGGAUUAAUUUACAAAUUCAUGGAUAGUUGAGACAGUGGCCGAGAUGUUUUUAUGUUGUAUUGUUUGGAUGUGCACAACUUUAACAGGUCUAGUUACACUGAUAGUGUUAGAAGAGGAUGUAGCCCAAAUGAAGGGACCGAAAGUCAUAGUGGGAUUCCAAAGGGUUCUAUUCCAGAGGGUACGUUGGAACGUAGUGCCACUAGUUGUGACAAAGCUCCAUUUGAUAGGUUCAUUGAAAUCAGGUUUGACAGAGAGAAAUUAGGAUACCAAUUUUUUUUAUCCAUGGCGGCGAAAAGCUUAAUAAAGUGUGCUUUCUUAACUAUUUGGAUAAAUAUAUAUUUGAUACCCACCUAUUUUUUUGUUGGUUACCUUUAGGUCCUUGAAAAACAUUUGUCAGUGUCUCUUCUUUUUAGAGAAACAGAAUCAGGAAAAUAUAAAAUAUUUCAGUGACACUGAAAAUAUGUGAUUUGGAGUAGUGUAUCAUACAAUACUCCUGUUUUUUACAUUUAGUUAGUGGCCUCUAGGGUCAAUACUCUUUUUCAUUAUUAUGAAGGAAAUGUUCACCACGUCCGUGGUGAGUAAACGACAGCAGAAAUCAAGGUCAAUUUGUUAUUCGCAUUUUUAAUAAAAGCAAUGAAGAUAAGGA